UGAUCCUAAUGACCCCUGGGGGUCGAUACCAACCACUUUGAGAACCCCUGUUUUAGAGAGUAUUAAGCCAAAUUCUAAAAGAGAUUUUAAGCUACCUACAUUGUUUUAUACUUGUAAUAGGUGUCUAGGUGACAUGUAGAUAACAAGCCAAGUAGCACUGUUAGGUACUAUGUCAUUGUGUUUUCCAGAUACCUAGUAGCCUAUGUAUUAGAGGAGAGGUCAGUCAAAAUCAUUGAGCAAAAUUGGUGGUAAUGCUGCUGUCUUCAGGCUACCUCCAGUGGCAGAUUUAAGGGGGGACCUCCUGGUCAUGUGCAAUCCCCCUUCCCCUUGGAUAUGAAUAAUAGAACAUUGUUUUCUUUCAUUAAAUCAAUAUUAGUAGCAAACAUUUGCUUAGUUAAUGAUUAUUUCAACAGCAACUACUAAUGUGUGUCCAUAUAUGUGUGUGCAUUUGUUGAUAUGCACUAUAUUUGUGCACAUUUUACGUAUGUUAAUCCCAAGUGCCCCCAGUUUAAGAUUUCUAGGUCCGCCACUGGCUACCACCACAUUUCUUAUGCAACAGCCAAUUUGUGUUAGUAUCUUGAGGCCUGGACUGUAGUUUAAGGAGCCACUAAUCUCCUGAUUAUACGAGACUAAGCUUCUAAACACCAGCAGCUAAGGUAAUUGCUUAAUUGGUGCACAGCUUGACUUUCUUUACAAGUGAAGUUUAUGCCGAGACCAUAAUUGCCAUGAGGGUUUUUCCAGAGGUAAACGCACCUGUGAAAAUCUGAAGACAUGAUAGUCAAGAAGCGCUGGCCUCCAUGGCCAGAAGCUGAGAACACUGGGACAACAGAUUGGUGGAAGUGGGAAGAGGAGGUAUAUCGUAGCAAAAGAAGAAAUAAAGGAAUGUCAGGAAAAGAACAUGUUGCUGUCACUCUGCAUAAACGUGGUGAUGUCUGUCGUCGGGUUCAGUGCAGUCAUCAGAACUAUACCAUUGGUGUCCUCCAUGUUCAUCGAUGCAGGUCUAUUUGGACGAGACCUUUGUAAAAAGGAGCGUGACAAAAAAGUUCCAGAAUCCAUGGGAAUGGUCAGUGGUUCGGUGUUCCUGAUUACAAUGUUUCUGUUCCUUGGCGUUCCAUUUGGUCACCACUUCAUAAAUCGGAGUAGCCCCUUCCCACAUGCAGUGUUUGCCGAGUAUCUGACUUCCCUACUUAGCAUAUGUUGCAUGCUCUUCUUGGGUUUUGCUGACGAUGUUCUCAAUUUGAAGUGGAGAUACAAACUGGUGCUCCCGACUUUAGCAUCAUUACCGUUGCUGAUGGUCUACUACAUCAACAUGGGCUCUACAACAGUGGUGGUUCCAAAGCCUCUUCGAGCGUGGAUAGGCCUCACACUUAAUAUAGGACCUCUAUAUUACAUUUACAUGUCAAUGCUGGCUGUUUUUUGCACAAAUGCAAUAAAUAUAUAUGCCGGCAUCAAUGGACUUGAGAGUGGCCAAGCAAUUGUGAUCUCAGCAUCUGUUGCAACAUUUAAUUUGGUGGAGCUCGGCUGCUACCAGUCAAAGUUCCAUUACUUUUCGCUCUGUCUCAUUAUUCCUUUUCUGGCAACUUCUCUUGGGCUUUAUUUCUAUAACAGAUAUCCUGCAAAAGCUUUUGUUGGAGACACUUACACCUAUUUUGCUGGGAUGACUUUCGCUGUGGUGGCAAUUAUUGGUCACUUCAGCAAAACAGUUCUUCUGUUUUUCUUGCCACAGAUCUUCAACUUCUUGUACUCCACGCCACAACUGUUUCAUUUUGUACCCUGUCCAAGACAUCGUUUACCAAGAUAUAAUCCUGACUCAGAUAAGUUGGAGCCAAGUCUAGCAGAAUUCAAGACAAAUGCUGUUCGAAAACCAGUACUCUCUGUUCUACGAAUUCUGUCAAGAUUUGGCUUUGUGCGCCUUAAGGAAGGCCUUGGUGAAGAUGGGGACAUGUGUACAAUAAAUAAUCUCACUUUGAUAAACUUAGCAUUACUAAAGUUAGGACCUCAGAAUGAGGGAACAUUAACUUCCAUAUUAUUACUUUUACAGGUGUUGAGUUCAUGUCUAGCAUUUUUUAUACGAUAUCCUUUAGCAGACUUAUUUUUUUAAGAAUUUAUAUUCUUUUUGUUUUUACCUGACAAUUACUAUUGUGAUACAGUCCUGAAUGAACUACUUAUUUCAAGGAAUGAACUACUUAUUUCAAGAGUAAGUAAUACGCAUUUAGUUCAGCUUGACACUGGAUGGUUGAAUGUUGGUUCAUUUCCCAAUAUUGUAAAUUACAAUUGAGUUCACUCAUGAUUACUCAAACUAAUUCACCCAAAGCCAGUUUGGAUUUUCUAAAAAUCAAAAGUCCCCACAAAAGAAUGUAAAUCACUUACUGUCGUGUAGUUUAUGAAGUUAACACCAAGCACAUUUUCUUUCACCUUAUUUUUUUCAUUUGUAUGGUGUUCGUAUGCAAUUAUUAAAUGAAAGCACAAAGUUAUGGUAUGGAAAUACUGUACAAUGUAUGCCCCAUAAUUUAGCAUGUUCUUGUUCAAUAUGCAGACCAACAGAUUAGGGAGGUUCCCUUCAAAUAACCAGUAAAACAUCACUUUGAAGUAAUUUACGUUGAGAGUUACGCAGCCUUUUCAGAAUUUAGUGAUGCAUGAGAUAUAACCCUCAACUAAGGUCAUGGCUCCAUAGAUGAGGUUAAGAUACACUUUCCUGAGAUGCUUCAGGUUAUGAUUGAAGUGCACAGGACUCACAUCAAGUGUGACUCAGCUCUGAAAUGUCAGAUGGAAAAGCAAAUUACAAAUUACAGUAAUCUGUCCGACUAAGGAUGCAUGACAAUACUUGAAUAUUUUGUAAUCUGUCUGACAAAGGAUGCAUGACGAUACUUAAAUAUUUUAAUAAAAAUCUCAUCAUUGUUGGAUUUUUGGGCUUCAUGACCCAUUGCAACAUGGGUCAGACACUUGGGAUGUUUCAAGUUUUAAUAUUUUCUGGCUUAGAUGGGGCAAGAAUUUUAAAUCUACACUCUACCCUCGUCUUUUUGCCGGCAUUAGGGUAAGGAGAAUAAAGUUGAUAACCCAGUGCUUACAAUCUCAGAGUAUUGUGAGCUUGAGUUAAUGGGAUCUGGUAUUACUUGGGGAUCACUCAUCAUAAUAAUAUGCAGACCCAACACUUCAUCUUCUUCUCUUUCUUCUUCCUUAGCUGUGGUUGCCAUUUCUAAUGAGCCUUAUCCAUCUUGAAUGGGUCAUUUCAUUGUUGGUUUUGGCAGAUAUUUUAGAUUGGAUACCCUUCCUGACUCUAACCAUCUCCCUGGACUUGGCUAGGUUGCUUAACUUGGCUGACAGGAUGAGAAGCUGUGUUUUCAACGUGGUAUGGCCAUUAACUAGAUCCAUAAUUGCAUAACUUCACUAAGCAUCACUUACCUGACAACCAGUGGGUGUCUUUAGCCUUCAAAAAUUUGCACCUGUUUAACUUGUGCUAGUGCUCUCAUUAAUGACCAUCCACGUAAACUGCUACUAGUCACUUAAAAUGCUGUGAAUGAACUGGAGUUCAUAGCUUCCAGCACCAAAGUUACAAUUUUCAUAUGAGUGACAUGGUUAACAAGUCCAUGGCACCAUUAGAAUCAGUUUGAACAAGCCAGGACUUAAAACCAGUAUCAAGGUUGUCCUAAAUAUACAUGUGUAGCUGGUUUGAUAUGAAUAGCCUAACUGUACCUGUAUGUGUCUUGUAAGCAUACUGUCUGUCUGGAAGUUAUUGUUUAGAUUCAGGACAAGUUUGCAGUUAUCUUAUAAAGCGAUGGAAGAAUGACUUUGGUCUGUCAUUGCUGAUGUCAGUUGUUUUAUAACUCUUUGCUACAGAGGUAAUUUACAUGCACCCAGAAGAUACUACGUAUUUAUAAAGGGAAAAGAAUAAAAGUGUAUUGUAUAUAGGAAAAUUACCCUUCUAUAUAUUAGCUAACCAAACUGUUGACGCUAUCUUGGAUGUUGUUAAAGUCCCAUGGAAAAAAAGCAGAUGUGAGGAGACUUGGCUGAGGAUAAUGUAGCAGGAAGAGGUAUAUAGAACAUAAGACUGUGUGGCCUGAAAGGCUCUUAUCUCGUCAUUAUCCUUCAGGUGGUUCAUGAUUAUCACUAUCACCCUCCCUGUGCAUUGUCAUCAUUUAAAUGUAAUGUUGUUCCGACACGGCAUACAAACCUUCGGUCCUUUUACAAUAGGAAGGUACUAGCGGCAGCUGGAUAGGUCGUAAGCUUUCGA
Macrobrachium nipponense is the source of this 4231-nucleotide messenger RNA. RefSeq names its product UDP-N-acetylglucosamine--dolichyl-phosphate N-acetylglucosaminephosphotransferase-like (gene Alg7). Lineage: Eukaryota; Metazoa; Arthropoda; Malacostraca; Decapoda; Palaemonidae. The transcript has 7 exons. Gene Ontology annotation, molecular function: UDP-N-acetylglucosamine-dolichyl-phosphate N-acetylglucosaminephosphotransferase activity. Gene Ontology annotation, cellular component: membrane. Bases 899 to 2101 code for a protein of 400 amino acids. The record is from RefSeq and is a predicted model, not a curated record. Gene Ontology annotation, biological process: protein N-linked glycosylation; dolichol-linked oligosaccharide biosynthetic process.